AUCCCUAUUGUAAGAAUCACACACUCUCAAAUAAUAACCCCAUAAAAUGUUUAUGACCCAUUUCAGUUUUUCUCCCAACAAACUAACUGAUCACGGUGGUGGUUGCGGCUGCUUAUAUUCAUUAUGGCAAGUCUGGUGGUGGUGCAGCACAGACAACCCUCUUCCGCCGUCCUCUCAUCCUCACUCUCCGACUUCAACGGCGCCAGACUCACUUCCUCACUCCAGUUGAAGAGGAAAGUAUGGCAGCCGAAAGGGGCAUUACGCGUUAGUGCAUCGAGUGCCAAGAAGAUCCUUAUAAUGGGAGGCACUCGAUUCAUUGGCAUAUUCUUGUCUAGACUCCUUGUCAAAGAUGGCCAUCAGGUCACUCUUUUCACUAGAGGAAAAGCUCCAAUUGCUCAACAGUUGCCCGGUGAACCUGAUGCAGAAUUUGCUGAUUUUUCCUCCAAGAUCUUGCACUUGAAGGGAGACAGGAAGGACUUUGAUUUUGUCAAGACGAGCCUCGCAGCAGAAGGGUUCGAUGUUGUGUAUGAUAUCAAUGGGCGUGAGGCAGUUGAAGUUGAACCUAUACUCGAUGCUCUACCAAAUCUGGAACAGUUCAUUUACUGCUCCUCAGCAGGAGUUUACCUCAAAACUGAUUAUCCUCCUCAUUAUGAGGUCGAUGCAGUUGACCCGAAGAGCAGACACAAGGGCAAGCUGGAGACAGAGAGCUUGCUGGCAUCCAGAGAUGUGAACUGGACCUCUAUAAGGCCAGUCUACAUCUACGGGCCGUUGAACUACAACCCCGUUGAGGAGUGGUUCUUCCACCGCUUGAAAGCAGGCCGUCCCAUCCCCGUCCCCAACUCAGGCAUACAGAUCACACAGCUUGGCCAUGUCAAGGACCUCGCGACGGCCUUCAUUAAGGUGCUUGGCAAUCCGAAAGCAAGCAAGGAAGUGUUCAACAUCUCUGGGGAUAAAUAUGUCACCUUUGAUGGCCUAGCAAGAGCAUGUGCUAAGGCUGGUGGAUUCCCUGAACCUGAGAUUGUUCACUACAACCCUAAAGAGUUUGAUUUCGGCAAGAAGAAGCCGUUCCCUUUCCGGGACCAGCAUUUCUUCGCCUCGAUUGACAAGGCGAAGAGCUUGCUGGGAUGGACACCGGAGUUCGGUCUGGUGGAAGGUCUUACAGAUUCUUACAACCUAGACUUUGGCAGAGGAACAUUCAGGAAAGAAGCUGAUUUCUCAACUGAUGAUAUCAUUCUUGGCAAGUCACUUGUUCUUCAAAGCUAGAACAAAACCACAUUGUUUCUCUUCUCUUAUUAAUUAGUCUUGUUGAGUUUCUCUUUCACUUUUUGUAUGUUGAGUACCCAUCUCUCUCUCUGUACAUUUGUGAACACUCAAAAAAGCAUCAUCAAUCAAAUUUUACUAUGAAAAUUUGUUGUUA
Salvia miltiorrhiza (redroot sage) is the source of this 1417-nucleotide messenger RNA. Its product is annotated as chloroplast stem-loop binding protein of 41 kDa b, chloroplastic. The record is from RefSeq and is a predicted model, not a curated record. The coding region runs from base 124 to 1263 and encodes 379 amino acids. Lineage: Eukaryota; Viridiplantae; Streptophyta; Magnoliopsida; Lamiales; Lamiaceae. Gene Ontology annotation, biological process: rRNA processing. Gene Ontology annotation, molecular function: RNA binding. The transcript is spliced from 10 exons. Gene Ontology annotation, cellular component: cytosol.